UGCGUAGCCCGGGCGGCGCGGUUGCUGGUGGCUGCGGGAGUCAAAGUGAAUGGUUCUGCAGAAUCAAGAGACUGCAGAUGCUACAGUCGUGAGCAAAAACAAGCUGCUGGAUGAACUCGGUAUUUGUGAAGAUGGCCACUCUAACACGACAGGACCUCAAUUUUGGACAAGUGGUUGCAGACGUACUCUGUGAGUUUCUAGAAGUGGCUAUUCAUUUGAUUUUGUACGUGAGGGAGGUGUACCCAAUUGGAAUCUUUCAGAAGAGGAAGAAGUACAAUGUACCUGUUCAGAUGUCGUGUCACCCGGAGCUUAACCAGUACAUCCAGGACACGCUGCACUGUAUCAAGCCUUUGAUCGAGAAGAAUGAGGUGGAUCGGGUAGUGGUGGUGAUCCUGGAUAAAGAACAUCAUCCUGUGGAGCGCUUUGUCUUUGAGAUAUCGCAGCCCCCUUUGCUGUCCGUCAGUUCUGACUCGCUGCUGUCCCGCGUUGAGCAACUCCUUCGAGCUUCGAUUCUGAAGAUUAGUGUCUGUGAUGCAAUUCUGGACACCAACCCUCCAGGCUGUACCUUCACCGUGUUGGUUCACACUAGAGAUGUUGCCACUCGAAACAUGGAGAAGAUUCAGGUGAUAAAGGACUUCCCUUGGAUUCAUGCAGAUGAACAAGAAGUGAAUAUGCGGGAGCCAAGGCUAAUCCCACUGAAAACCAUGACAUCAGAUAUCUUGAAGAUGCAAUUGUAUGUUGAAGAAAGAGCUCAGAAAAUAUUCUGACUAAAUGCUUAUAAGACCAAGUUGAAUAGACAUCCAAAGGCACUGGAUGUGCUUCAUCACUGAACUGUUUUGUCGCACAGGAAAGAACUUUGAAAAUGUAUGAAAUGUGAAGCAUUAUGUGGAACCAUGUCAUGAAUUGGAAUCUGUGGUUGAGUUUUAACAUUAUUUUGUUGUAAUAAUAGCUUGUUGUUUGACCAUGAGCUGUGCUGUCUACAUUAAGGAUGAGGAGAAAUUGUUGCACAUUGAUGGUUGUAUUUGAGCCAGGGUUAAAAUCUGUCUCUGCCCCUCUCUGUCUCUGUCUCUGUCUCUGCCCUCUCUCUGCCCUCUCUCUGCCCUCUCUCUGCCCUCUCUCUGCUCUCUCUCUGCUCUCUCUCUGCUCUCUCUCUGCUCUCUCUCUGCUCUCUCUCUGCUCUCUCUCUCCCCCCACUCCCUCUCCAGACACACUUGCGAGUUGGGGGCUAUGCGUGAGUGGAUAGGGCGGGGAUGGGGUAAAAGGAGCGAAUGAAUAAUGUUAAUAUAUCAAGGGGGGUGGUUAGUGUCUGUGUUUGUGUGCGCGUGGGGGGGGUGGUGGUUAGAGUGUGUGUGGGGGGGGUGGUUAGCGUGUGUGUGACGCCCCCCCCCCCCCCCCCACUGCAACGGCGCGUUGAGGGGACGGGACCUAACGGGUUCCCCUUGGUCUAGUUACUUUUAAAGGUUUGCUUGGUACACUGUCCAGGAAUGUACUGUGCACUAAUGUGAAAUAUGUGCAAGUUACAAUUUAAAAGCUGUGGAGUUGCUCCAGGAGAUAUGUCAGCUUAUUUUGAAGAAAUAAUCAAGCCUGUUUGUGUGCUUUAAGGAGAGGGAACAGACUGGUUCUAGGGCCUCAAAGAACAACAGUUGUUCCAUUUGCCAAUCAUAGUUGGAAUACACUGGGUGGGGAAAUGUUUUAUAGAAUUUUAGAGACAUUUUUAACACACUUUAAAAUAAAAUAAAAAUUGUGAAAGAAAUAAAGUAGUUAAAGGGAGUUUUUUAAUUUACCAAUCAAAACGUGACAAAUCCUUAAUCUUGCAUACAUCUUGUUAAAUGUUUUGAAGGUCAAAAUACUGAUCACUAAGGAAUACCAUUAUUUAACUUAAUUGACCCUGAGUUGCAACAGUUUAGCUCAACUCGCUGCUUUCUGUCUGAGUCAAUUUUCAUUCAUAUCCCUUAAACUAUGAAUUUUAGUUCUAUUAAUAAUUAGCCUUUUGUUUGAGUCUUUUGUCAAAUAUCUUCCAAAAUGCAUCUGGUAACAUCUUCUGCAUUUCCUUUAAUAAACUCCUUUGUUAAUUAUCAAACCAAUCAGUCAUGUUUGACAUUAAUCCUUCGGUCCUGACUGUCUUCUAUUAACACAAGUGUCUCCAAAGCUGCAUUUUUUCCCCCUAAUUUUAUUUAGAAGCCUCCUCACCAUUUCAAUCAACUGGUCUGUGGUUGCCAUGUAUUGUCUUUGAACAAGAGUGACAUAUUUGACACUCACCAGUUCCCUAGCAAAAUCUUUGUAUCUUGGAUUAAUUAGACGAUUAUGACAAGUCGAUCACUUUCGUUUGGACUGAGGUAUUGGCAGUGUUUAUUUUCCUUAUAAAAAGUUAUUUUCCUUG
Molecule: messenger RNA, 2380 nt
Organism: Amblyraja radiata (thorny skate)
Lineage: Eukaryota; Metazoa; Chordata; Chondrichthyes; Rajiformes; Rajidae
Gene: mad2l2
Product: mitotic arrest deficient 2 like 2
Exons: 10
Coding region: 111-767 (218 amino acids)
Cellular component (GO): zeta DNA polymerase complex
Source: RefSeq, a predicted model, not a curated record